Molecule: messenger RNA, 1402 nt
Organism: Diuraphis noxia (Russian wheat aphid)
Lineage: Eukaryota; Metazoa; Arthropoda; Insecta; Hemiptera; Aphididae
Product: E3 ubiquitin-protein ligase rfwd3.S-like
Biological process (GO): interstrand cross-link repair; protein ubiquitination
Cellular component (GO): nucleus
Molecular function (GO): protein binding; ubiquitin-protein transferase activity
Source: RefSeq, a predicted model, not a curated record
CCAUCGGAUCAUGGUCGCCGUUUAAAUGUGUAAUAAUAUUAUUAUUUUUGUUUACAUUUUCGUCGGGACACUUUGGCAACCUUCUCYGGCGGCUUCGGCGCAAUGCUCGUUUCUCAUUUUCAUUAUCAACAAUAUCAACAAUGUUAUUAAAUUAUAUUUGUAUUUACUAUUUUGUUUUGAACAUCGAUCGGAGUUUUUAACUGCAUCUCUAGCGUCGGUAUAGCGCUGUCGGAUCGGCUAUUUCAGCUAUCUACAUCGCCACUGCUCAUUACUCAUUAAGAAGUCGACACUCGAUAGUGUCUGAGUGUCUUGACUACUGUUCGGUGGACGUUUGAGUUGAGACGUUCAUUUUUAAAUUUUUGCCGCUGCCCGUAUCCGUCCAAUUGCUACUGAAUAAUUAUUCAGCAUAUUUGUAUGAAGAAACUCCUGGACUUUGAUCAAGCAUCGGGCAUUUUUGUUUCUCAAAAAAGCCAUUUACUUUUUCCGUUGUUCCGGCGGCGUCGAAUCGAUUUGAUUCGGUGUGGUGGUCAUUUCUUUGUUUCUACUUCGGAAAAAAAGUUGUUCUAUAAAUAAAAUUAUGGGUAGUCCACCAAGAGAAUGGGAACACAGUGAGGACAUUUUGGAAGCAGAACAAUUAUUCACUAAUUAUUUAGAAAGAAAUAAUAUAAAUAUUAUAGCUCCACCAGUACCACUAGCGAUUCCAAUAGAAGAAUUAUAUGCAGAAGAUCCAGUAUCUGAUGCAGUUGAUGAAGAUGAUGAAGAUUAUGAAAAUUAUGCAGAUUAUUCAGAUUAUGUAGAUGGAGAUGAUGAAGUUUAUGAAGGUUCUCCUUCAUCAAGUAUUAUCUUAGUGUCAAGUCAUCAAGCAAUGCAAAGAUCYGGAAGAUUUUCAGAUUCAUAUGAUUCAGAUGCAGAUUCCAUAAUGGGAUUUCCUAUAGACCCUCCAGCAGGAUCUCCAGUAGGAUUUCCUAUAGAAUCACCAAUGGAUUCUCUAGCAACAUCUCCAGAAACUUCUCCUGAAUCAUCUGUAAUGGGAUCUCCGGUUGGAUCUCGAGCUACAUCUCCUAUUAGGUGUCCUGCAACAACUUCAGCUUCAACUUCUUUAAAACGAAAUUAUGACGGAAAUUCAAAAACAGAAGAUGAAGCGUUUUCCUGUUCAAUAUGUUUAGAUACUUUGACUAACACUGGUUUGCAUAGACCUGCUUGUUUGAAAUGUGGUCAUAUUUUUGGAGAGAAUUGUUUACAAAGAUGGAUUAAGACUGGAUGUAAUAGAGAUGCAAAAAGAUGUCCAACAUGUAACAGAAGAGCAAAUGUUAAAGAUAUUAGAGUUUUAUAUGCAAAAAAUCUAAUUGCAGUUGAUACAGCUGAAGUAACUGCACUUGAACUUAAAGUGGAAAAAGUAUGA